Molecule: messenger RNA, 1526 nt
Organism: Bursaphelenchus xylophilus (pine wood nematode)
Lineage: Eukaryota; Metazoa; Nematoda; Chromadorea; Rhabditida; Aphelenchoididae
Source: the annotation of a GenBank genome assembly
AUGUCAACAACGCUUAAACUUUCGCUUUUCCUCGUCCUUCUUGGCCUUGCUGCGGCCAAGGAGACUUGUAAAGCCAACCAAAUCCUGAACGGAGAUUCUUGCGUUUGUGCUGCAGGGUAAGAUACUUCUAGAAGAAUUUGUUGUUGCAAAAUCAGCUCAGCCUCAGCUAUAAAUUCAUUUUUAGAUACUUCACCUCUUCCGAUGACGAAUCAAAACAAAGAUGCGAGGAUGAGUGCGCUGCUGUAAGUUUUUUUCGAAAAUAAAACAAUGACCCUAGAGCGUUCUUUUUGCAUAAUGGAGUUUACUUUAGCGAAACAAAGUUUCUUAGCGCGAAGCAAAACCUCAGAUUUUUUAUGAAACUUGGUUCAGAGUUUUGCUCAACACUGUGUCUUUCUGAAUAAAUGAAAUAAAUUUCUUAACCCGAGGUUGGUACAGGACUGACAAGCUUUUCGUUAGACAUCCCUUUUUCAACGGUGGUAUAGCUCUAGACUUCGAAAUCUUCGUGUGUCCAGAACAUGAUGACACCCGUUUAAAAUGUGCCAGUGGUACGAAGAACGGCUGUAUAUGGCCAGGACUACUACCCAGAGCACGCCAAGUAUUUUUUAUGAGUACUCCUACCAUAUACAUCCGUUCUUUAUACCAUCGGCACAUUUCAAAUAGGUGUCAUCGUGACACAUCUUUCUGGACACACAAAGAUUUAGAAGUCUCGAGCUAUAGUGGCGGACCUGAUCCAGUGGCAAAAAACGUACCAUUUUGCAUCCGGUAAGUAUCAAACAUGUGGCAAAAUGCUUCCCUCUCCAAGUGAAAAAACUUCGUUUUGAAGGGUGCCUCUCCCUCACAAAAAGAGCGGGCGCACUUAAUAAAAUCGGAUUUUUUCACUUGGAGAGGGAGGUAUUUUGCCACAUUUUUGAUACUUCCCGGAUGCAAAAUGGUACAUUUUUUGCCACUGGAUCAGGUCCCCCACUGUAUACCGCUGAUAAAGAAGGGAUGUCUAACAAAAAGUUUUUCAGUCUUGUAGCAACCUCGGGUUAAGAAAUUUAUUUCAUUUAUAAAGAAAGACAAAGAGUUGAGCAAAAUUUUGAGCCAAGUUUCAUAAAAAGUCUGAGGUUUUACUUCAUUUCCUUCCUCUAUUUCUAUGAAUUUCUUACCCAACAAAACUUUUUUUUCAGGCCUAUUUCACCUACUUCACUUAUGGCCACUGCGCUGGCGGUCUUUUCGACCGUGUCAGUAAGGAAGAUCGCCCAGCCUGUGACAUGCGUUGCGGCUUGGACUUCCGUCUAUGGGCCGUUAUUGCGCUCUUCGCUACGUUCGCCGCCGCUGUUGCCACUCUGAUCUUCACCAUCCCUAUGUGCAUCGCCACUUGCGCUUCCUGCAUUCACUCGAGGAAGGCGGUCAAGCACACCAAGCGGGUGGCCAACGAAAACGCCGCCGCUGCCAAUGGAGCGGCCAGCAAGGACUUGCAGGCCGUUUCCUACAACCCAUACGCCUACUGGCCCUACUACGGACGUGUCCACAAUGGCCUCUAA